Asparagus officinalis (garden asparagus) is the source of this 1389-nucleotide messenger RNA. RefSeq names its product translation initiation factor IF-2-like. NCBI's taxonomy places the organism in Eukaryota, Viridiplantae, Streptophyta, Magnoliopsida, Asparagales, Asparagaceae. The record is from RefSeq and is a predicted model, not a curated record. The transcript is spliced from 3 exons. Bases 1 to 1389 code for a protein of 462 amino acids.
AUGGCUACAGAUGCAGAAUCUGCUCUGGUGAUGGACCUUCCUAGAUCUCCUGCAUUAGAACCAGGGGGUCUCGAAGAGAAUCCAUCCCCUCCUCCUUCAGCAUUAAUGUCCCAAGCUAGUGAUUUAAUUCCCAGUCCUACAACGGGACUUAUGAAUAGACCAGCUGCUGGCACAAAUCUUUCUGAACCUUCCGCCAUCGGGGAUGAUGAGGAGCGAGUAGAUUAUGAAGGCUCCUCAACUGGUGACGCAGCUGACGAAGAUAGAGAUGAUGAUGAGGAUGCUGACGUUGGCAACAUGCCAGGUGAUGACGCAGGGGACGACGAGCAUAAUUCUAUGGAUGAUAUAACCCUUUUUGAUGAUGUUCCCAAGGUCCCAUCCGAUAAGGCAUCGGGUUAUACUCCUUUUCACAUCUCUGGUUCGCCUCCUACCAAGACUACUGCUGCUACUACUUCGGAGCAGGAUCCUGUGCAAGUGUCAGCUCCUCCACAAGAGCAACAUUUACCUGGCUCACCCACGUCAGCUGCUUCACCUGUAGCACCGCCUGAAACUAUUGUUACGACUCCUCCUUUGGAACAGCCGGUCGUGCAGGUGUCAGCUCCUGUGCAAGAGCAGCCUCUACCUAUCUCAUCUACUGCAGCUACUUCAUCUACUGCAUUGAUGAAGAUCUCACUUACGCCAGCAGAAGCGAGGCCAAGCACGUCUCAGGCAAGAGCAAUGAUGGCUUUGACCUCAAGCCCAUCACAAUUGAAUGUUUCUACCGCUUCUGCAGCUUCAGCGCCCGGAUCUCCUGCACCAAUUUCAAUGGCUCUGGGAGCAUCCUCCAGCAUCACUUCAAGUCUCUCGGGUGCACCUGAGUUCCUUCAAAUCUCCUUGGUAUAUUUGAAUAGCCUCGCAAAGAAGCAUUUUGAGGUAUUGGGUCGCAGAGAGCUUCAGCCACAAAUUGUGUCUACUUUGGCCAGUCUUCAGGUUGUAGAAGUGGCUCGCCGGGAGGCGAUAGAACGGGACUUGGCUGAAAGAAAACGUCAAAUCACGGAGAUUCGCGAGCGUAAUAUUCGGAAGCGAGAAGAGUUAGAACGCUCGACUACUUCUAUGAAUUCGCUUCGUGAUAGACUUGUUGAAGCUGAGGCUGAAGUCCUGCGAUUAAAGGCUAAACUCGCCCGCGAGGAAAAUGUUGUCAAUAUCCUUAGCACCCAAAAUGCUACUGGAGCUUUGGAAUAUCACACGCAGGCUCGAGCUUUGGAACAAGCCAGAAAUGAAGCAGCAGCUAUCAUCACACCCAGUGAGGAAGAACUCCGGGCAAAGGCUGAAGCCCUGGUGCGCACCACUCACGAGGAGGAGCUAACUGAAGUUAGGACCCAACUUGUUUCUUUUGAUUUGAUGCAUGAGUGA